AUGUUACAGCCCGCACGACAUAAUUCACUGGAAAAAUGUAGCAAGUGUAAUAAGCCGAUCUCCGACCGACUGCUGCGUGCAUGUGGCGGUGCGUUCCAUGUGGAGUGCUUUGUUUGUACGAGUUGUCGUGGAACCCUUGACGGCAUACCGUUCACCACCGAUGCCAACAAAGACGUGUUUUGUGUUCCGUGCUAUCAAGACAAAUUCGCGCCACGAUGUGCCGUCUGCCGCAAGGGUAUCGUGCCAGUUGAGGGCGAGAAGGAGUCGGUGAGGGUGGUGGCGAUGGACAAGUCGUUCCAUCCCAGCUGCUACCGAUGUGAAGACUGUGGUCUGCAACUAAGCAGUAAGGUGGAAGGUGCUGGUUGCUACCCGCUCAACUCACAUCUCUACUGCAAGACGUGUAACUCGAAUCGACUUCGUAUGCAAGCUACCGUUUAA
Molecule: messenger RNA, 438 nt
Organism: Angiostrongylus costaricensis
Lineage: Eukaryota; Metazoa; Nematoda; Chromadorea; Rhabditida; Metastrongylidae
Source: the annotation of a GenBank genome assembly